AUGAUGACCAGUCAACGUUUCACCAGUCUUGCAUUAGAUAAACACCAAGUUCAGCUUCCAAUUGAAGGUUACGAACAGAUGCCUCUUGUUUCACUUGAAGAAGCAGUAUUACCACUCCUCGAUCUACUCUCAGACAUACAACGAAUGGUGCGUACUGCCAAAAUGAAAUGUGAACAACCAGCCGACGGUCUAACGUCAGAUGAAUCAGCUGCAAUCAUGCUGUAUACGAUGGAAUGGACACCAUCGGAAAAAUGUCUCUAUUUCGUGCUGAAUUCAGUCUUGCGCACAGCCGAUCAACAAGUAAUCAAACCAUGGCUCCUCUAUUUAAAGCUUAUUCGUACUGCUCUGUCACGUCUACCGUCAAAAACGGGAACCGUUUAUCGUGGAGUGAAACUCGAUUUAAGUUCACAACAUUCUAAAGAUGAGAAAUUCUAUUGGUGGAGUUUCUCAUCGUGCACAAUGACAAUGAAUAUUUUGAAAUCGGAUCAAUUUCUUGGUGGUACCGGCAUACGUACUUUAUUUGUGAUUGAAAGUACGAAUGGCAAAGACAUUAGUCGACAUUCUUUUUAUCAACGAGAAGAGGAAAUCUUACUAUUGCCUGCAACUCGAUUUCAAGUCAUUGCGUGUCUUCCAUUUGGACCAGAUGUGCACAUUAUACAACUAAAGGAAAUCAAAUCUGAAUUUCCACUUUUGGAAUCUAAGAUGUGA
Molecule: messenger RNA, 708 nt
Organism: Rotaria sp. Silwood2
Lineage: Eukaryota; Metazoa; Rotifera; Eurotatoria; Philodinida; Philodinidae
Source: the annotation of a GenBank genome assembly